Messenger RNA from Closterium sp. NIES-67, 6713 nucleotides. NCBI's taxonomy places the organism in Eukaryota, Viridiplantae, Streptophyta, Zygnematophyceae, Desmidiales, Closteriaceae. The record is from the annotation of a GenBank genome assembly.
GUGCAUGCGUUUCACGCCUAACCCGCCGUUCGCUCCCUCCCUAGUCUCCAGAUUCUAAAUACCGUAUUAUCCCUGCAGCUUGCUCUGGAAUUCGCGUUCACCUCUUCUUCGUUCUCUGCACGUAGUGCUCCUCCCGUUUUGCUGGAGAUCUUCGUCGAGCUGCAGUAGUUUGUCAGAGAUGGACAGCGCCAUGUGGCCGAUCUUAAUCCUCCUCGCUCCGCCGCUGGCGAUGUUCGCCGGUGUUUUCACCUUGUUCCAAUUCUCGCAGCUGUAUCUCCUCUUCGUUCGGAUUGGUCUCCGUCCGAACGAAGGCGUAUGGCGUUACGUCAGGCCGUAUCACAGGAACAUGGUGAAAGUGCUCAACCAGACGCUAGGUGACGCUGACAAGUUCUUGUCCAAGAUUCAACCCACCCACGUGAUCCUGUGCGCCAUGCUGAUUGUCCUCCUCGUCCAGCUAGAGCGACUGAUCAGCCAAGCGAGCGCCAACUCUCGUUCACGGCGCUAAGUCCUGCAGGUGGCAGGUGCCAAACAAUGAAUAGCUUCAAUUGCACCUCUGUCUGCACAGGGCUGAAGGUCGGGGAUGAGGAUUUACUGGCUGGAAGGUUGUUUGCUGAGAGCAUAGAUUAGUACAAGCAACGCUGGGCUGAAGAUAUCGAGCGCGUAGGUAUCGGUCCGCACAAAUAGUGAUCCAUUUGUUACAGAAAUUGAAGAAUGUGAUGGAAUCUCGCUUUUGAUUGCUCCGUCAAUCCACAAGGGGCACACCAGAUAAACAAUGCACAAGUAGCAUUUACUCGUAUUUCCACCAGAGGAAAAGUUACUGGAAAAGGCGUCGCUGGUGUCUGAAGCUGUGUUCGAAAGUCCCUUUACGUGCAGCGAUUCUCGACAUGCACGCCUCCGCUUUUUGUUAUUGUUACAUUUAAUUUUUAGUUCUUUCUGGAAACCAGUCAAUGGCGGAGGCGACUGUUGUGAGGUGGCAUCGCGACAACCACUCGCCUGACCCGAACGUUCCACGGACCAGCUCCGCGCAGUCAUUCCCUCGUACACCGUGUGACAAUAACGCGGCCAUUCGCUCGCCAGGAUCCCUCAGUCACCCGACCCGUUUCACGCAACACGAGAAUGAGAGCCAGGGCCGGCAGCAUCAACACGUGCAGAUGUCUACUAGGGUUAGGCACCCCCUUGGAGCAGCGGAGAGGCCGCGCGAAUCCGCGGAACUAGCCGCGGAAGGAGCUGUUAGCGCGAGCUCGCGCGGGAGGGACCCCACUCGCAGCGCCGCGCAUGCUUCUUCCUCCAGAAAUCGGGUUGGAGGACUUGAUGCCCUAGGGAAUGCCGACGAGGGCCAGCAGGAUAGCGGCAGGGAAGCAAGAGACGCGGGUUCGAGACCCAACGGGCUCAGUUUAAACGGAAAGCUGGUGGUUGAAUUUCAGGACGAUGACGAUGACAAUGAGGGGGACGACUUAGAACUUGAUGAUGAUGGUGAUGACAUGUUCACACCUAGAGGCGGUGACAGGGAGUCGCAGGAGGGCGACGAGGAGGAGGAGGAGGAGCAGGACGAUACGGAGGGAGGCGAGGACGCCAAUAACGAGGAUGUGAAUCUGGCAGCGAUGAGGGGCCUGAAGGCGUCUCGCAGCAGGCGAAGCAUGGUGUCGUUUGCAGGCCGGCACGGGGCGAGCGAGGAGGAGGAGGAGGAGGAGGACGAUGAGGGGUACAACGCGGAGGUGGAGCAGCGGGAGAAGCUCGACCAGGAGGUUGUUCAGGCGAUGUACGAGCGCAUGAAGCACAUGGGGGAGCUGACGGACAACUUCAAGAACCUCUUCUUCUUCCUCUGCUACACUUGCCUCUACCUCGCCGUGCUCUACCUGCAAGCCGACGCCUCCCUCUGCUACCAAGUCGCCACCGCGCACAACGUGCUGCUGCCGCCCGACUACACAGCUGCGGCUGCCAUGACCAUGAGCAGCCCAGACGACUUCUACACUUGGAUCAACGAUAGCAUCAUCCAGGUGGUGUGGAAGGACCCCAUCUGUGGCAACGGCAUCUGCGAGCGCCCCUUGGAGUUUGAGGCGUUUGGCCGCUUCGGCUGCUCCGCUGACUGCGGGGACCUGGGCGCAGUGAGCAACGUGACGGUGCACGUGGCCACGGACUUCCACUCGCAGGCCGACGCCGCUGCAUCCUCCUGGAACCUCUGCCUCGACGCGCCCUCCCCCCUCUGCUGGUACCCCGAGGACCAGCCGUUCUCAGACCUAGCGUCUGACUCCACUGUGACGCUCGCUCUGCCAGACGGCGUGUGGUCCGUGGUGGUCAAUGCGCCGGGGGGAGGGGUGGCGGGCACCGUCAGGCUCGCAGCCAGUCCAACUUCUCCUGUUGCUGCUGCUGCUGCUGCUGCUGCUGCUGCUGGUACCAAUGCCAGCAGCAGCGGCAGCAGCAGCAGCAGUGGCAGCAACAGUGUUGGGGGUCUUGGGAGGGUGCUCUUGGAGUGGGGGGGGUGCCAAACGUCAGACAUCACUCCCUUGUCCGAAUGCAGAUCGGCAUGCUCGCGUUUUUCCGGCUGCCUGGCGGACUACUGUGGUGCCAGCGGCUACUCCCCGCCGGCCCUCUCCUCCCUCUUUGUCACCUGCGCCUCUGCCUGCAAUGACAACUCAUCUCUGCCCUUCCUGCCCUUCCCAGACUUCACAUGCCCCGAGAUCAUCAACGCCACUGCAGACGGCCUUGCAGGCUUCCAGUGCUCCUAUCCAACCAACUCGACCCUCACCACAGGGAGGAAGGCUCGGGGCCUCUGGGAGCGGGCAGCACAGGCUGUCAGCCGAACCUCCUCAUGGCACCAGGCUCGGCAGGCGACUCGGAAGCUGGCUCGGAAACGGCUGGCGGAAAAUGCAGUAGCUGCUGCUGCCUCGGCGCUUGCUACUGUGUCUGCCAACAACACCAGCAUCUGGACCCACCUCGGCGCCACGGACGCCCAGCGAAUAACAAGUCUCCGCGUGGCAGUCUCCCGUGCCAUAUACACAGCUGUCAAGGACAACUGCCUCGUAGGCUCCCCCCUCUUCUCCCCCCGUGCCAACACCCCCUCCUCCUCCUCCUCUCCCUCCCCGUCUCGGCGCUCCACCCGCUCCUCCCCGUCCAUCCUCCCACCUGUCCUCCUCUCCCCCAUGUCCCGAUCCCGCCUCUCUGCAUUCCUCUGCACUCUCUUUGGGGGUGCGGAAGCUGCUGAGAAGGUGCCGGGGUGCGUGUAUGCGUCAUCAAGGGAGGGGCAGCAGCUGGUGUCUGUUUCUGAGCUGGCAGGCGACGUGCCGUGGACUGUUGCCACCAAUCAAACGGUCCAGUUAUCACGAGACCAGGCGGCGCGAUUCAUCCUUCUCCUCACUGCAGCACUCAAGUCCGCCGUCCUGUUGCCGGAUGAUGACGUGGCAGAUGCCGCCCGCUUGCUGCACGCCUUUGACCCUGUUGUCGUGGACCCCUCCCUGCCUGGCUGCGGCACCACGGCCAUAGGCCCCACAGUGAUGUGGGGGGCGAGUAAGCAUCCGAGCACGGUGGUGCGCGUGGGGGAGCGCGUCACAUGGGUGUGGGCGGACGGCCAGCCUCACGCCAUCAACGUGGCGGGCUUCGGCGACGCUGCGGCGACCCCGUUCUACGGCAUGGGCAGCGGACGGCUGGUGGUCAGCGCUGACAUGGUGUGCGGCGCGGGCAAUGUGGGGCCCACUGCGAUGCCCAUCAAUGGCUCACAACCCGCCGAUGCGGAUCCUGCACCAUGCGUCCUCAGUCCCACGGUGACCACCGCCACCUCCUCUCCCCCCACGCCAUUCACCUACACCACCGUGUUCCCCGUGCCCGGAACCUUCGUCUACGAGUGCGCCAGAGUGGGGGAGCCCACACGCGGCUCCAUCACUGUGCUUCCCUCCCCCUCCCCCUCCUCCUCCACCUCCUCCUCUUCUUCCGCUUCCUCCUCCUCCCGUUCCCAUGCUGCCACUGGUCAGUCCAGGAAGCCAAUAGAGUGCGCCCCGGGCUGCGUUCUCUCCUCGCUAGCAGACGGAAAUUGCAACCCUCCCUGCAAUGUCGACGCAUGUGCUUUUGACGGCGGAGAUUGCGCCUGCUCUCUGCCGCCCACAUCUGUUCCCGUACCUGCACCGUCUGGCUCGGCGCUAGGCUCGGGGAUAGGUCCGGUGGGGUUUGUGGCCAGCCCACAACACUGCCCCUGUCCUCCGGGACAGGUUCGGUCGGACGAAGGAUCAUGCUGCAUGACGUCAGCCAUAGGGGAAGGUCUCUCCUUCUCCUUCACCCUCGACAUGUUCUCCAACGCCACGUCAGCAUAUGCUAGCAAUGCCACGUCAGCACCCAUGGGCGGCAAUGCGUCAGCGAAUGACACAGAGGAGGUGGCACUGUCACGCUAUGUGGCGGAACAGAACAGGGUGCUGAUAGGGUUGAAGAUCGAGCAGACCCGGUGGGACGGCAUCGACUGUCAACCAUCCAGGUUCUCGGCCCUCUUCCCUCACUGCAUCAACGGCACGUCCACGGACCCCUUCGGCGUGAACCCGUACUUCCUGCCCUCCUCCUCGCUCUACGACCCCUCCGCCCUUGUGGCGCUCAACGACUCGCUGCCCGGUGCUGACGUGGACAACGUGCAGCCUAUCACAGUGCGGGACGAUGGGAUCCCCUACGGCUUCCAAGUCGCCAAGCCUGGCGAGAAUAUGUUUCCGGUGAUAUUCGACAUCAAUUUGGACAACGAGGCGGCCACGCGGCGCCUGCAGUACCUGGCAGACAGCUUCUUCAUCGACAACUCCACGCAGUCCAUCUCCGUUGCCAUGCUCACAUACAACGGUGACUCCAGCCUUUUUGUGUACACCACUGUGCGACUCAACUUUGAGAUCGGGGGCAAGAUCGCGGUGACGUACAACGUGGACCCCGUGGAUGUGGAGCUGUACUCGUCUGCGGCGGACUGGGCGCGGCUGACAGUGACGCUGCUGUACGUGUGCGCCGUGGUGUGGAACCUUAUUGAGGAGCUCGUCGAGGCCUUCCAGUGCUGGCUCGAGACGGGCAGGAUCACAUCGUACUUUCGCACGCUGUGGAACUGGCUGGAUGUGCUCUCGCUCACCAUCCAAUUCAUAGGCAUCAUCAUGUGGUUCAUCAUAUCAGUGCAGCUGGCGGGCUCCUUCCAAGUGCAGCCGCGUUACAACAUCUACGUAACCGGCGAUUCCCCGUUCGUCUGGCAGCUGCAUUACCCCCCGGUGGGGUACGACGAGGCGCAGGCGGUGUACAGCUCGGUGCGUAACUUGGUGCAGUGGCGCUCCAUUCUAGUCUCAUUGCAAGGGAUCAACGUCUUCCUCUUCCUGCUGCGCCUGCUCAAGCUGAUGGACUUUCAGCCGCGCAUCGCCAUCCUCACUCGCACCAUGGCGGCCGCAUUCCCCGCCCUCGUGCACUUCUUCCUGCUCUGGGCCAUCAUGUUCAUCGGCUUCUCCUUAUACGCCUACGUGGUGUUUGGCCGCACCUUGGAACAGUUCAGCACGGUCGCUAUGUCGAUGGUGUCGUGCUUCCUCAUCCUCAUCAACGACAACAGCACGGGCUACUUCUUCAUCCAGCUCGAGGGGUGGAACCUCACAGCAGCGAUCAUCUUCUGGAUCGCUUACAUCACCGUCAUGGUCUUCGUCAUGCUGAAUGUGCUGAUAGCUAUUGUGGUCGACGCUUUCCUCGAAGUCAGGAAAUCCACGGAGGAGUCGCCAGCAUUCCCAGUCGACAUGUGGUACGUGCUUCGGAACGUGGUGCUGCGGCUGUCAACGGACUACUGGAAGCCGGGGAGGCUGCAGCGCCACCUGCUUGCCAUGGGGGCUGAAGACGACAAUGUGACGCUGGAGGACUCCAUUGUGGCCAAGUCAGUAGCCGCCCUCAAGGGCAGCUUCAGGCGGGUCAACCGGUGCUGCGGGGGCGGGGUCAGGCGGCCCAAGCCGCGCCCCCGCAAGGUGCUGCGGGUGGGCAAGCGGUGCCUGAAUGCAGACUCCCUCAUCGCCGUCAUCGAGCGCUGCACCGCCAGCAAGCCCGCUGGGAGUGACUCCACUCGAGGGGGCUUCCUGCUGAGACGACAGCCCAACCCCGAGCCAACCAUCGAGGCUCGGCCCAUAGCUGACGUGGUCCUGGCCCAGUUUGGGGAGGUGCUAGACGGGAUGGCAGCGCCGGCAGCACCAAGCAGGGAGGAGGAGCAGCGGCAGGAGGAGGAAACGCGCAAGCUGAAAGAAACCCUUGCUAGGGUUUCUAGAAGCGCUGCGAUGACAGCAGAAGGGCUAGAGGAGUUGAAGGGUGAGGUGCAGCUGCAGCGGCGGGCAGUAAGGAGGUUGCACCGCCAGGUGGCGGAGUGGGAUAUGCGGGCGAUCGACCAGGAGAGCGCACUGCACCGGCAGCUGCUGCUGCAGCAGGAGCUGAUUCUGCGGCUGGUGAAUGCUCAGAGCGACUCUGAUGUUGCUUGAGACAAUGUGUGCACCUGCAAAAGAGUGCGAUGUAAGAAAAUGCUUCAGGAUGAAAUGUUUCAUGUAGGCAUGAGGACUGCCCAAGUUUUGACUUUAGGGGUAUAUAAAUGCAGGCUUCUGGCCAAUUUACUCCUCAAUAUGGCGUUUUAUGAUAUAGCAUCAGAGUCAGGGUCAGAUAUGUGCAUUGCCGAACAGAACCGCACUGGAUUGUGUAUCUUGACACUUGCACUGCUCUGUACUGCACGAGUCUAAUUCCGAUUGCUUCCUCCC